AGCCCACACAGCGCGGCUGGCGGCGGCGGCACAGGCCCGCAGGCCCGCCGCCAUCUCGGGCUGGCCCCCGCCCCCCCGGCUCCAUUUCCCGGGAUCCGGCACCGCCCCGGGAAGCGCGGCAGGAGCGGGCAGGGACGGGACCGGCACCGCAGGUCAGUCCCAGCACACAGUGCCAAAGGAAAGAGGAUGGAAGAAGGAAGCGCUGCCAAGGAAAGAGUCCUCAUUACUGGAGGAGGGGGUUAUUUUGGCUUCCGUUUAGGUUGUGCCAUAUAUCAAAAGGGAGUCAAUGUGAUUCUCUUUGAUGUCGUGAAGCCACUUCAAAGUGUGCCAGAGGGAAUAAAGUUCGUGCAGGGGGAUAUCUGUUGCCUGUCUGAAGUGGAAGAAGCUCUCAGAGAUGUCAUCUGCAUAUUCCAUAUCGCUUCCUAUGGAAUGUCUGGCAGGGAGCAGCUGAACCGAAAACUUAUAGAAGAUGUUAACGUGAAAGGAACAGAAAAUGUCAUCCAGGCCUGCAAGAGCAGGGGAGUGCCGAGUCUGGUUUAUACAAGUACCUACAACGUGGUAUUUGGAGGCCAGGUUAUAGAAAAUGGGGAUGAGUCUCUGCCUUAUCUACCUCUGCACCUUCACCCUGAUCACUACUCCCGAACGAAAUCUUUGGCUGAAAUGAAGGUGCUGGAGGCAAACGGUGCUGAGCUUGGAAAUGGGAGAGGUGUCCUAAGGACCUGUGCUCUCCGCCCAGCAGGGAUCUACGGGCCUGGGGAGCAGAGACACCUUCCAAGAAUAGUCAGCUACAUUGAAAGGGGACUGUUUAAGUUUGUGUAUGGAGACCCUCUGAGUCUGGUAGAGUUUGUACACGUGGACAACCUGGUCCAGGCUCAUGUCCUUGCCUCCGAGGCCCUCAGAGCCAGCAAGCAGCACAUUGCUGCAGGCCAGGCCUAUUUUAUUUCAGAUGGCAGGCCUGUAAAUAACUUUGAAUUUUUCCGACCGCUAGUGGAAGGUUUGGGUUACAAGUUCCCAACCUGGCGCCUUCCCCUCUCCCUUGUCUAUUUUUUUGCAUUCCUUACUGAAAUAGUUCAUUUUCUUGUAGGGUGUGUUUAUAACUUCCAGCCCCUCCUCACUCGCACGGAGGUUUACAAAACUGGUGUCACGCAUUAUUUCAGCAUGGAGAAGGCCAGGAAGGAGCUGGGCUAUGAGCCCCAGCAGUACAGCCUGGAUGAAGUGGUGGAGUGGUUUAGAUCGCAGGGAUGUGGACCAAAGCCAAGAAAUUACACCAUGAUGCAUCUGGUUAGGGAUGGAGGACUGCUUUUGAUGCUGAUUGCUGUGCUGGUUUCAUGGUUUCCAUCUGCAGCGACAUUUUCUCUCUGAAAGAUGAAAUGCUGAGGACAGAAUUUGGUUAUGUUCUCUGCUUACUCUUGGUUCUGACAGACAGGUAAAAAAAGAUUUUAAAAAAAAUACAUAUUUGUGUGGUUCAGGUAAAUAACAGCUUUAUCCCCAAGAAACAGAUCUGCUGAGUACAAAAGUGUCGUUUUUUAGAUAUACCUUCUCCCAAAGUAAAAUUGAUAAGAUCACUAACAAGGUGAAGCUCAGUAUUACUGCAAACAGCAUUUAAUUCUCAGGUACAACAGCACAAUACAGUGAAUGGAACAAAUGUCCUUAGGCUGACUCUUCCUCCCUGAUGGAAUUAUACUCCUGAUCCCUGCCCUUUAUUCCUAAAGAGUUGGUGCUACAUGAUCCAGAAGAGAAUAAACUUAUUCUUUGAUCACAUUCCAAACCCCAGUUCUGCUUCCCAGCUUGGAUGUAUAUAUGCCUAACCAAGAUUAACUGAUAAACUGCUAGACAAUAAACAAAUGGGGUUUUUACAUGAAUACAUUCUGGUAUGCUUUCCUGAGUUAAUUCUGGGAUAUCUAAUGAUAUUUCUGGAAAAUGCACCAUGGUUAAUCCAAAUUACAGCAAAGUGCUUGAAGCACCACAGAUUUGUAGAUUUUUCUAACAGAAAAAUAUGCCUGUUUAAAAUGAAUGAGCUAGAUGAAGUGCAUUCAUAAAUAAAACCUAUGAUUUUUCCCAGCAUUAUUGAGUGGUCAAACAAAUAAUUCAUCAAAGGCAUUUGGUGAGUGAUUGCAUUCACGUUCCACUACUUACAAAGCAUUUUUAGCCUUUAAUAAUAUUUCUUUAACACCUGAUACCAUCUGAAAAGAAUUUCAGCUUUGUAAUAGAAAUAAACACUUGCUACAAGGAAACUCAUAA
Molecule: messenger RNA, 2241 nt
Organism: Corvus hawaiiensis (hawaiian crow)
Lineage: Eukaryota; Metazoa; Chordata; Aves; Passeriformes; Corvidae
Gene: SDR42E1
Product: short chain dehydrogenase/reductase family 42E, member 1
Exons: 3
Coding region: 187-1362 (391 amino acids)
Biological process (GO): steroid biosynthetic process
Molecular function (GO): 3-beta-hydroxy-Delta5-steroid dehydrogenase (NAD+) activity
Source: RefSeq, a predicted model, not a curated record